UCGCCUCGAAAUUUGUACCAGUGCCAGAUGGCCAAACAAAGUAUCGCCUUCUCUAGUUACUCUUAUAUGUAUCGAUCGGAUCCAAAGUUCUACCGUCUGCUCACUCCACAAUCUCCCCUAGUUCGAACCAAAAGCUACGUUGACUUUGAUGUUGAUCACUAUCCAGUAGGAUUCAAUGCCAUCGUUGCUGUCAUUUCCUACACCUGCUAUGAUAUGGAAGACGCUAUGGUUAUCAACAAGGCUUCAUACGACCGAGGUAUCGCAGACGCUUGUAUCUACAGGACAGAAAUAAUCGAUUUGCGCCAAUAUUCACUUAAAAAUAGUCGUGUGAAGGAGGCUGAACACUACUUCGGAGGUGAUGCGAAAGAUCUUCCACCGGAUAUCGAUAUUGACGGAUUGCCACGAAUUGGAGCUAAAUUAAUUCCAGGAAAGAGUACUUUCUACGCCUAUACUCACAAGGAAACUAAAAAGACCACGGCCGUUGUCUAUAAGGACCAUCUUGGUUAUGUGGACUCAAUCUCAAACCACGGAGUUAAUUAUAAGGUGACUAUUACACUGCGCAUUCCACGUCGGCCAGAUAUUGGUGAUAAGUACAGUAGUCGUCAUGGACAGAAGGGAAUUAACAGUAUUUUGGUCUCACCUUCUGAUUUACCAUUCUCUGCAAAUACUGGAAUGAUCCCAGAUCUUAUCUUCAAUCCUCACGGUUUCCCAACUCGUAUGACAGUAGGCAUGAUGAUUGAAUUUUUAGCCGGUAAAACUGCGGCUUUGACAGGCAAGUUUAUCGACGCCACAGCCUUCCAAUGGAAUGAGGAGUUCCCGCCCUACACUGAUUACGGGGAGUUGUUGGAGCAGUUGGGAUAUGAUUAUCACGGGUGUGAGACAAUGAUAUCCGGAAUUACUGGCGGACCUAUUGAAGCUCACAUCUACAUGGGUACCGUCUAUUACCAACGUCUGCGCCACAUGGUUGCUGAUAAAUUUCAGGUGCGUGCUGAGGGUCGUUACGAUCCCGAGUUUCGUCAGCCUAUCAAGGGUCGCAAAGUGGGCGGUGGUAUUCGUCUCGGUGAAAUGGAACGUGAUUGUCUCAUCUCUCAGGGCCUCUCCUUCACUCUCCAUGAUCGUCUCGUUAGCUCCAACUGCGAUAGAGUCAAAAUGUUUGUAUGCUCCAAUUGCAGUGGCAUUAUUCACGCAGAUCUUAUGAAUAAGAACCGGCCAAAUGCCCCCAAUACUACCACUCACCACCAAGAUUCAUGGAAUCCUUCACACUGGCGUUGUCGACUUUGCAAUCAAGGCGAGGGUAAUGAACCAUCCUCCACGGGUAAUAAGUUGUCCCUUGUGGAAGUUCCCGCCGUCUUCCGUUAUCUCACCUAUGAACUCGCCUGUUUGAAUGUUCAGACUAAAUUGGAUGUAAAGGACGCUACUUAG
Rodentolepis nana is the source of this 1422-nucleotide messenger RNA. The record is from the annotation of a GenBank genome assembly. NCBI's taxonomy places the organism in Eukaryota, Metazoa, Platyhelminthes, Cestoda, Cyclophyllidea, Hymenolepididae.